Molecule: messenger RNA, 2532 nt
Organism: Syngnathus typhle (broad-nosed pipefish)
Lineage: Eukaryota; Metazoa; Chordata; Actinopteri; Syngnathiformes; Syngnathidae
Product: polyamine-transporting ATPase 13A3-like
Exons: 20
Coding region: 122-2458 (778 amino acids)
Biological process (GO): intracellular calcium ion homeostasis; polyamine transmembrane transport
Cellular component (GO): late endosome membrane
Molecular function (GO): ATP binding; P-type transmembrane transporter activity; polyamine transmembrane transporter activity
Source: RefSeq, a predicted model, not a curated record
AAUCUUUCAUAUCAGUGCUUUAAUCAUUUCCUGCUGUGGAUCAGUGUAUAGUAAGCAUCGCCAUGUUUUUGCCAUUAAUUGCCAUUCUCCCCCGCGCCAUCUCAUAGCCUUUGAGCAAAUCAUGUCGACUGAGCUCGUGCCUGGUGAUGUCAUCUCUAUUCCGACCAAUGGGAUGAUCAUGCCAUGUGACGCCGUGCUUCUCUGUGGCACCUGCACAGUAAACGAGAGCAUGUUGACAGGAGAGAGCGUACCUGUUAUGAAGACCAGUUUACCAGGUUUUGGCAAGGAGGCAAACAAGAUUUAUAAUUCAGAGGAACACAAGCGACAUGCCCUCUUCUGUGGCUCACAUGUGAUCCAAAGUCAUUUCUAUGCUGAUGAGCCGGUGAAGGCGGUCGUGGUCAGAACCGGCUUCAGUACACAAAAGGGUCAGCUUGUGCGUUCCAUUCUCUACCCGAAACCCACCGACUUCAAACUGCACCGUGAUGCCACACAGUUCCUGAUGUGUAUGGUGGGCUUGGCAAUGAUUGGCUUCAUCUACACCAUCACUAUCGAUGUCCUAAAUGAGGUUCAUAUUCAGGGCAUCAUCUUCGACACUCUGAAUAUCGUUAUAAUCGCUGUGCCCCCGAUCUUACCCGUGGCCUUGUCUGCUGGUAUCGGGCACGCACAGAGACGCUUGAAGCGUGUCGGCAUCUUUUGUCUCAGUCCGCAAAGGAUCAACAUAUGUGGUCAGCUGAACCUGGUCUGCUUUGACAAGACUGGAACUCUUACUGAGGAUAGUUUGGACUUGUGGGGUAUUCAGAGAGCUGAAAAUGAAAUUUUCCUACCUCCAGACACCGACGUGUCAACAAAGAAUCUGCUCAACACUUGCUUUGCUGCCUGCAUGGCAACAUGCCACUCACUGACCACCAUAGAGGGCAAACUCUUUGGCGACCCUUUGGACCUCAAAGUGUUCAAUGCCACAGGCUCGAUUCUCGAUGACGCCAGAAAAGAACAUAUUGCCCUUUACAAAAUCAAUAUUUCCACUGUUGUGCAACUUCCGCAGCAGGUAAUCCAUAAGUCAAUUCGGAGAUUGAUGUUAUCCUGUAUGGCUCUUCCUAAAUGUAAUAUAUAUACAUUCAACUUUCAGUCUGGUGAAUUUGGCAUUGUGCGCCAGUUCCCCUUCUCCUCAGCAUCGCAGAGGAUGAGUGUGGUGGUCCGGCAGCUGGGACAAAAACACUUGGAUGUCUACCUAAAAGGAGCACCAGAGACUGUGGUUGACCUUUGCAGACCAGACACAGUCCCACAGAGUUUCAAAGAGACUUUGGAGUCUUACACCCGGCAGGGGUUUAGGGUUAUCGCCCUGGCACACCUGCAACUGGAGUCCGAACUCUCCUUGCCACAAAUCCAUAGCCUCAGCCGAGAGCAGAUAGAAACCGGCAUGGACUUCCUUGGUUUGAUCAUCAUGCAGAACAAAAUCAAAGAACAGACUAACGGUGUUUUGCUUGAUUUAAGACAAGCCAACAUUCGAACUUUAAUGGUGACAGGUGACAACAUGUUGACUGCAAUAUCUGUGGCACGAGACUGUGGGAUGAUUCAAGCCCAUGAGAAAGUUAUUAUUGCAGAUGCUGUGCCUCCGAAUGAUCAAAACCCUGCUAGUAUUAUGUGGCGCUACCCGGCGAAUCCUGUUCUGAACAAUAAUCAAAUGUCUACAAUAAGCUUUGCUGGUGAGGGAUUACAUUGUGAGAAGAACACAGAUUAUCACUUUGCAUUGAGUGGCCAAGCCUUUGCUGUCAUCUCUGAGCACUUUCCACAACUUCUUCAGAAGAUUCUCCUGGGAGCCACUGUGUUUGCCCGAAUGGCUCCAGAUCAGAAGACCCAGCUGGUGCAAGCCCUGCAGAACAUUGAUUACAUUGUUGGGAUGUGUGGAGAUGGUGCUAAUGACUGUGGGGCCUUGAAGAAAGCACACAGUGGGAUCUCCCUCUCUGAGCUGGAGGCCUCAGCAGCUUCCCCCUUUACCUCCACCGUUCCGAACAUCUCUUGUGUGCCUAACCUCAUCAGGGAAGGCCGCGCCGCUCUUGUCACGUCUUUCUGUGUGUUCAAAUACAUGGCCCUCUUCACCAUCAUCUUGUUCUGCAGCACAACUCUGCUCUACUCAGUUCUUACAAACUUUGGAUUCUACCAGUUCUUAUUUAUUGACAUUGGCGUCACUAUCUUUGUUGUCUUUACAAUGAGCCUAAACCCAGCGUGGAAGAAGUUGGUGAAGCAAACCCCUGAAACCAGCCUGAUUUCCUGCUCAGUGCUCUACUCGCUUAUUUCUCAGAUCUUCAACUGCCUACUGUUCCAGCUUGUGGCUUUUUUUUUAGUGCAACAUCAGAGUUGGUAUGAGCCGCCCAAGUCAAUCCAUGAUCCCUUCUCCAAGUAUGACCCUAACGAACUGUCUAACCUCAGUGUAACGCCACCACCUAAAGAAUUUACUUGACUGUAGCAAUCAUCUUCUGUAAGGGAAAACCUUUUCGACAACCAUCCUAUAAAAACUGGGCUUUUAUGCAAUCU